This is a messenger RNA of Ramularia collo-cygni, 1254 nucleotides long. RefSeq names its product related to serine/threonine protein kinase. The transcript has 4 exons. Gene Ontology annotation, biological process: regulation of mRNA processing; spliceosomal complex assembly; protein phosphorylation. The record is from RefSeq and is a predicted model, not a curated record. The coding region runs from base 1 to 1254 and encodes 417 amino acids. NCBI's taxonomy places the organism in Eukaryota, Fungi, Ascomycota, Dothideomycetes, Mycosphaerellales, Mycosphaerellaceae. Gene Ontology annotation, molecular function: protein kinase activity; ATP binding.
AUGCUGAAACGCGUAUGGAAGCCUUCCCUGCGCCGCACCUGGAAGCUCCACGUACAUUCGAGGGGAAACCGUGUCUUAAUCCCGGCGGAAGAAAAGAUCGAGGAGGAGACGUUGCUAGGCUACGCUGCGAAGGUGUACUAUCCCGUUCGAAUUGGACAAACAUUCCAGAGCCGCUAUCAAGUCGUGGGAAAAUUGGGCUUUGGCGGAAGCUCGACUGUUUGGCUGGCACGAGACCUUCAUGAGUGUCAGUACGUUGCUCUCAAAGUCUGUGUCAAGUCCGCCGAAUUGAGGGGAAGCGAGCUGGACAGGGAGCUGGACGCCUACAAACGGAUCGCAGAAUCCCCCGACCACCACCCGGGCCGUGGUGCCAUACGCUCUUUACUCAAUUCCUUUGAUGUCGAAGGUCCGAGUGGGCGGCAUCUAUGUMUAGUGCAUCCCCCUCUAUGGGAGAGCAUCCGCAAGAUCAGACAUCGCAGUCCCGUCGGAAGGUUGCCAGCUCCAGUCUUGGCAUUGGUACUCCAACGUCUGUUCCUCGCCUUGGACCUGCUGCACACGGAAUGUCACGUGGCACAUACCGACAUCAGAGAAGAGAACAUCCUACUCGAAGCAGACUCGUCGGUUCUGACUCGUUUUGAGAGUGACGAGUUGAAGGAGCCCAGUCCAAAGAAGGAACUGCAUGGCACCAUCGUCUACCCGUCCCGCGAAAUGGGCACACCGAAGGAGUUCGGCCUGUCUAUGCUGUGCGACUUUGGUUUGGCCGUGCCGUUGGACGAUGGACAUGAGCAUCGUGAAGUUGUCCAGCCCUGUGACUACCACGCUCCAGAAAUCAUCUUGGACAUUCCGUGGACAUAUAGCGUGGACAUUUGGAACGUGGGGUGCAUGGUGUGGGAUGCCUUCGAGGGCGAGCCCUUGUUCACCGGCCGCGAUCCAGAAUUCGGCACCUACACGGGGCGAGCUCAUCUCGCUGAGAUGACCGCUCUCCUCGGACCUCCACCGCCAAGUCUUCUUGCUCGGGCAAACCUGAGAAGCGAGUUCUUUUCUGACGAGGGGGACUUCAUCGCAGAUAUUCCUAAGCUUUCACCUAGACCGCUUGAGCAACGGGAGAGAUUCCUCGAUGGGGAAGAAUGCAGAGAAGAAAGGGAGUGCUUCCUGCGCUUCAUGCGGAAGAUGCUACAGUGGGAACCGGAACAGCGUAGCUCCGCCCGGGAGUUGGUAGAGGACGAGUGGAUUCUAAAGUAUACUGAAGGAGAGUGA